AUGACAGAUACGAGCAAGCCCGGUGUGUCGCUUCCGUUGCAUCGUGCGCGGUUUGUCGACUGGACGCCGUCGUCUAUUACCGCAUUAGCGUUCUCGCCCGUGCCGCCGAUGCAGGCCAGUGCUCAUAUGGCCAGUUCCAUGCGGUCCGUGCUGGCGAUCGGUCGUGACAAUGGCGAUAUCGAUGUAUGCACAUGGUGUGAAGAUGUUGUAUCUACGUCACAAGGGGCAUCGAUUUCCAAGGGGUGGAUGCCGGAAGUCACGCUCUUGGGCGAUACCAACUACAAGAUUGAAUCUCUUGCGUUUACACUCUCGACUUCGUACGACGGUGUGCCGUACCUUCGUCUGUUCAGUACAUCAGGUGGCAGUAUUAUUUCCGAGCACUUCUUGCCACCUUCCAUUGCCUAUGUGUCGGAGGCCACCUCGCGUAUGCGUGUGACCCUGCCUACGUCUGCCACACGAACUCUUUCGUCGCAAGGCGGUACGAUUUGGAGUAUGGCAGCAAGUCCGACCGGCAAGUACCUUGCGAUUGGCUGUGAAGACGGUGUAGUGCGUCUUAUCAAUGUGGCUGGGGAUGCAUUUGAGCAUGUCGUAGGCCACCGUGCACCCACACCCGGCAGCGCUGCGUCGCGCAUGUCGCGUGUCGCCAGUCGUAUUCUGAGCCUCGCUUGGGGUCCGCCGCAGCGGCGCGCUACGGCACCUGCACGCCGCCCAACGUCCACGUCGGAUACGUCUUCAGACGAUGAGUGUGAGGACGACGAUACCGAGGCAUGGACCGAUACCUAUUUGCUGGGUGGUCUUGGCAACUCUACGGCAGUCGUGUGGGAUGUAAGCACAGGUCAUUUGCGUUCGCGACUUACCGUGCUCAAGAACCGCAAUGAGCACACGAUUGUAUGGGCCGUGGCUGUGCUGCGUGAUGGCACGUUGGUGACGGGCGACUCGACCGGCCGUGUCACCUUUUUCGAUGGACGCACGCGUGUCCCUAUACCUGGUGCCUCGUUCCAGUGCCAUACGACCGGGGCCGAUGUGCUUACGCUGUGUGUAAGCAGUGACUCGCGUGCUGUGUACAGUGCGGGUGUGGACCAAAAAGUUGCCGAAUAUACCUUUGUCGGCCAUGCAUGGGCGCACACAGGGACGCGCCGUCUACAUGCGCACGAUAUUCGUACGUUGGCUAUGGACCCACCGUUGGAUCUACGCAGUUCCGCUUCCUCCACGCCAUCGCGGAUGCCGAUCUUGGUCAGUGGUGGUCUGGAUUACCAUUUGGUACUUACACCCGCGUCCCAUGCCGCUUGGCGUGCGAGCAAGGAGGUCAAUCCUAUUUCGUCCAGCACAUCUACGUCCUUUGCUGAUACCACUCAGCGCCGCGUGGCCUUUGUACCUGCGAGCGCUCGCGAAGGCGUAGUGUGUGUAGCGCCUGGGCCACGGUACGUGGUCCUGCGCCGUGAGCAGAGUGUGGGGAUUUGGCAGAUUGAAGGGACCGAUGCCUGGCGCAAAGUCCUGGAGAUGGAGUUGCGUGUCAAGUCGAAUCUUGGUGCCGUGGCGAUCAGUUCCGAUGGUCGUUUCCUCGCGGUUUCAGACCUGUACGAAACAAAACUGUUUGAUCUGAGCACGUCCUCACCUCGUCGCGUGCCCGGUCUUGGGGCAGCGAUUCACCGCGGUCGUGAUGUGCCUGCGCCUGGUGCCAGCUCGUUGCUGUUUACGCCGGACAGCACUCGGUUGGUGCUGUGCACUGCGCAAGGGGCGUUCGUACAUGUGUUGCAACUGCCUACCUCGAGUACAGGGCCUGUGACGCUGCUCAAAUCCUUUACGCAACAUCGAUCUCGUCGCGCUGCGGCCGAUGGCCGCCUGACCGCGCGCCUGCCUGGUGAGGAUAGCUCCUCGACAGCGCGCGAGGCGGCCUCUGCACGUGAUAUGUUUGUUCCCAUCGUCCUCGCGGCUGUCUCGCCUGAUGGACAGUGGCUGCUUACGGCGGAUACCGCGCGGCAUAUGCAUGUGUUCCAUUUGGACACACUAUCGCACCAGCGCGCGCUGGCCUCCCCGUCGUGCGUGCCCAGUGCCGCGUGCUUCCAUCCGUCGCAGCCUAACUGGGUGUGUGUGACACUGCCUACCAACCACGUGCUGUUAUACGAUGUGGAGGGCGAUACGAUGCCGAGUUGGGAAGCGACGUUGCGGCAGGAGCUGGAUGCACAGCUUGGCCGUAUUCGUGAGCCUGUUGUGGGCUGUACAUGGGUGGCCACCACACAGGGGGCUACCUUGGUACUAUACGGCCCGACAUGGCUGUGUACCGCGCGCGCCUCGUCGACCAUGGCCUCGAGUCGGAAGAAGCGGCGCAGUUCGGACGACGAAGCAAGUAUGCCUGGCACAUGGUCCAUUCGCACGACAUUCAAGUACCAGCCUCUGCUGUACGUCGGCGCUCUGGCGGUCGACAAGCCUGAGCUCUUGGUCAUUGAGCGCCCGUACUUUGCCUUGGCCCAAUCGUUGCCGCCCGCCUUCUACCGCGGUGCCAAGUAUGGUAUGUAG
Molecule: messenger RNA, 2517 nt
Organism: Malassezia pachydermatis
Lineage: Eukaryota; Fungi; Basidiomycota; Malasseziomycetes; Malasseziales; Malasseziaceae
Product: wd40 repeat-like protein
Exons: 1
Coding region: 1-2517 (838 amino acids)
Biological process (GO): maturation of SSU-rRNA from tricistronic rRNA transcript (SSU-rRNA, 5.8S rRNA, LSU-rRNA)
Cellular component (GO): small-subunit processome; 90S preribosome; t-UTP complex
Molecular function (GO): RNA binding; protein binding
Source: RefSeq, a predicted model, not a curated record